GACUUUCGGACCCAUUUUCGAUGAUCGCCGUAUUGUGUCUUCGUAUGAGCAAAUACGACGUUUCCAGUGAGGAGGGAGCGAUUUGAGUUGAGCUCGAGGGUGCGUGCAGGAAUGUGUCAUGCGACGUUGGCGUCGUAGCUGUUGAUUGAUGAGGGUGGAAUUCGGAAAUCAAGUCCUGUGCGUGGUUUGCGACGGCCCUUGGAAGUCGACUCUGUAUCAAUAUUGACAUUUAGGGUUUCUCAUUCUGUGUGUGAAGAGGUUCUGCUGCUUGUGUGGUUGGGGCCGAGGAGCGUGUUCUUCGUUUAGUGAAAUGCAUCGCUUGGUCAGGAGGUUUUCAAGAGGAUGGACGUUUCCUUCUCUUCAGCGAUUAGCCACCGUCACUUCAUUAUUACGUGAACCGCCAAUUUUGACAGAUAGGGAGCAUUUUAUAAGAUCCUUUUGUAAUUCUAAGCUUGAGUUCUCAUCUUAUCAGACACUCAGACAUUCUCGUUCGUCUGAAAGCUUCGACAGUGAUUUGGAUACGUUUCAGGCAGAAUUAGACCAGAUUUACGACAACAACAAACGUGACCCUGGACUUGUAAACCAUAAGCUCUACAAUUUGCUUCUGGAAGAGGACAUGAUUAGGUUAGCUCACAGGAGCCUCGUGGUUGCAGCUGGACAUGAAAAGGAUUUCUACGAACGACGAGGAUUGGUGAGGGAGAUUUUGAAGGAACUUCAUGAUGAGAAAUUGCAGUUUGAACCGCUUCUUCAACCCCAGAGUGAAGGAGGUCUGAAAUAUUCUUACGUACCCCCACCAUACCGGGAUAGGGUGGUCGUAGAGGCAAUGAGGAUUUUGCUUGAAAAGGUUUAUGAGCCGUUAUUUUUGGACUCAUCUCAUGGCUUCAGGCCAUCUAGAUCACGCCACACAGCUUUACAGUCAGUAAGAAGGGACCUCCAACACCACAAAUUUGCUCUUGUAGGUAGAAUAGAUAGCCACAAUUUCAAUCACCAUGUAUUAAUCAAGCAAAUGGAGCAGAAAGUUGGUGACAAAAGAUUUAUACGUCUCGUAUGGAAAGCAUUGAAUGCGGGUCACGGUAACAGGAAACCUCAUAUCUGGACCGUUAAAAGUAUAUGGGAGGGAAAGCACGAAGCCAUGACGCUGUCUACCUUGUUUUCCAACAUAUAUCUCCAUCCUAUAGAUUGCUGGAUUCGUGACAGAAAGCACGAGUUCGACACAGGGCGGAUUUUCAAACCUACCGACCCACUUGUGUUGAAUCUUACGUGCAGGAUAGUUCGUCUCCAGCGAGAAGGGAAGCCAGCGAGGGCAAAAGUGUUGGCUGCUCGCAAAGCUCAACUUGAGGAAAAACGGCAUAGUUCGUUAAGCUUUCGUAAGUUGUUCUAUGUGCGGUAUGCAGAUGAUUUGUUAUUGUCAUGUAUUGCCAGAAAAGAGGACAUGCUUGGCAUCAAAACAGACCUGGAGGAGUUUUUGAAGAAAGAUAUUCAGCUUAGCAUGUCUGAAGAGUUUAUUGUAACUCGUCUUGGAAGUAGUCAUGCUUUUUUCUUAGGAACAAUGGUUAGUGUAGCCAAGUCCCCAGAGGUUGCCUCUCAAACUCAGUUACGUCCCGGGGAUUUGGGUAGGGUCAGUUUGAAAGCUCCCAUGGAGAAAAUUAUCAUCGAAUUAUCCAAACUUGGGAUGGUAUCGGUCGGCGGCACUCGACCCCAUCCUGUCACAUAUUUGGCCAGGUGCUCCCAUAACGAGGUUAUAAGCUACUAUAACUGGAUAAUGCGAGGUUGUUGCACAUAUUACUCGUUUGUGGAUAAUUUCUACCAUCUCACAAGCUAUCUAAGGCUUGCGCUGAGGAGCAGUUGCGUGCGGACAUUGACAAUGAAGCUGAAGCGUUACCGAUCUGCAAGAACAUACAAAGAGUUCGGCACAGAGUGUGCAGCUAGGUAUAGAGUUCCUAUAAGAAACGGCAGUGUUGUUGAUGACCAUCUGUCAGAUGAGGAACGAGCCUUACUUAAGAAGCGGAUGAAUGACGCGAAGAGACUGAGACUUGAUUGGGAUGAUCUUGGGGAAAUUGAGAAAGGGUUGCUUCAGAGGUUUAUAAUUCCGAAACGAACACAAGAGCCCAAUGGAGAUGUAUACCUGGAUUUCAGAGGCGAUUAUUUAAUUUUUUGUAGUAAACAUACGGAGCAUGAGGAGACUAAGCGUGCUUUAAGGAAGCUGGAAUUGCUUCCUCCUUCACAAAAUGUCUGGAAUUUUAAGGAAACUUUAGUGCCUCCACCAAGGCCGCGAUUAUCUGUUGAUUAUGAGAAAUUGUUCCUAUAUUGACAGCUUGGCUUUGAGAAGUGACACACUUUGGGAGCAAGACAAGUGAAGAAACGGUUUUACAGGUGCUUGCAUUGAAGCUCCUCGCACUUGAAUUUUUUUACAGUGCUGUUGCACAAUUGUAGAAAAAUGUUGAUAGCACCUUAAAGUUCUUCAGAUCGAAGUUCCCUGGGUUCCCAAGUAUAUUUGCUGUUGCUUUCAAGUAGAAGUUGACUUCUGAUAUUUGUGGGCAGUUCGUGGUAUUGCAAGGGUGUUGAUAGAAUAUGGAUCUGUCCUUCAACAAUCUUGCUGAAAAAUCAUCCAAAUGAGCCAAAGGUGAAACGAAGGAGCUUGAUGAAGAAACGAAGUAAAUACAUGGACUCUUUUCUUUGAUCCAGUUGAUCGAGCAAGUCAGUGUCGCAAUUUGAGAUCCACCAAAGCCCCCACCUUUUGAGGCUGCCUCGUCUAAUGUUUCUAGCUACUCAUGAAGCACUAUGCAACUGCAAAUGCAAUACCAAGCUAAGAAGACUUUUGCAUGACAUUGCAAGUGACUGAUACUUGAUUGAAAAUCAACUAUGUACGAGAAAUUGCGGUAAAAUUUUAGAUCGAAGUCCA
Molecule: messenger RNA, 2902 nt
Organism: Physcomitrium patens
Lineage: Eukaryota; Viridiplantae; Streptophyta; Bryopsida; Funariales; Funariaceae
Product: putative mitochondrial protein ymf40
Biological process (GO): mitochondrial mRNA processing; homing of group II introns
Cellular component (GO): mitochondrion
Molecular function (GO): RNA-directed DNA polymerase activity
Source: RefSeq, a predicted model, not a curated record